Messenger RNA from Aspergillus niger, 2322 nucleotides. RefSeq lists its product as uncharacterized. The transcript is spliced from 3 exons. Gene Ontology annotation, biological process: telomere maintenance via telomere lengthening. Bases 1 to 2322 code for a protein of 773 amino acids. The record is from RefSeq and is a predicted model, not a curated record. Lineage: Eukaryota; Fungi; Ascomycota; Eurotiomycetes; Eurotiales; Aspergillaceae. Gene Ontology annotation, molecular function: protein homodimerization activity; double-stranded telomeric DNA binding.
AUGUCUCACCCUCUCGAGGAAGAUGACGGCUCCCUCUCGCCGCCAGCUUCUAAGAAACGCCGUCUCGAAUCCGAGCCAGCUGACCUUUCACUACCACCUCCACCGACCGCAUUAACUGCAGACCAAGUCCCGGGAAAUCAGAUUGAAGAAGAAUUGGCAUCUGCACUAGGCUCUGGUGUUGUCGACCCUGUGGACCACCCCGUGGACCGUCCUUUAGACACGCCCGCUCCCAUCGAAGGAUCUGCAGAAAGCGCGGUGCCCCAACCAGAAAGCAGUGCUGAUAUUGAUUCGGACAUGGCUACUGUGAUCUCAAGCAUCAUGAAUCACGCAGAGCGAGUGGAGGAGCAGUGUGUGUUAGGCCAGCAACAACUGGCGGAGACGUCCAGCGCGUCGCCUCCGAAGGGUAUGGUGUUCGUCAAAGCCAACUCGCACCUGAAGAUCCAGAGUUUGCCCAUUCUUGACAAUUUGUCAACCCAGAUUCUGUCGCUGCUAGCCAAGUCCUCGUAUCAGGAAAUCACCUCCUUCGUUUCCGAACCCGAGACCGAGAGUGGCCAGGCCUAUGCCACCAUGCGAUCGCUGUUUGAUCAUACGAAAAAAGUUUACUCGAGCAAAAAGUCAUUUCUUUCGCCUACAGAGCUGGAGCUCACCGAAUCCUCCCAGAUCGAUAUUAUUCGCAAAGCCAAUCUAGCCUCCUUUGUUUCUAGUAUUUUUGGCACGCAGGAGAUUGGUUUUUCGGAACUGAACGAUAAUUUCCUCGAUGUGUUUGUUCCCGAAGGUGGCCGUCUACUCAAGGUGCAGGGUGCCUUGUUCCUGGAACUCAAGACCCAGGCGUUCAUCGCAUCGAUGAAUAAUUCGGAAAGAACCCGAACUGAGCUUCUUUACGACCUGUUUCCCGAUGAGCUGGAGCAACAGCUGCUUGAUCGGCGUCCAGGGACUCGUCAGCUGGCUCCCAGUGAAGCGGACUUUGUCAAGCGGGCCGGUUCGCGCCGUGACAUUCUGCUGAGCGACGUCAACAACGAGGAAGCCAUGAAGGCCUUGCCGGAUAAGUACCACUGGGAGGAUUUUCUUCGGGACCUGAGCUCCUACAUCACCAAGAACUUUGAUACCAUCAGCAACCAACAGUUUCCGGUUUCAACCCAGCCACCUGAUGUUCCCGUUGAUAGAAACAUGCACGGCGACUUGGUUGCGCGUGCGGCUCGUGCGGCGCAAAUUGCUCUGCAAGGCCACGGCUUGAGACGUUCCCAGCAGCAGCAGGCCCAACAGAACCAGCAGCAGCAACCGUCGCAGCAGCAACCACAGCAGCACCAACAACAGCAUCAGAUGCAUCAACCCCAGCAACUUCAGCAGCAACCCCCUCAACAUGCGCCGCAGCAGGGGGGUCAGAUCCUGCAUGGCUAUUCUGCUGCCCAGCCCACGGGUCAGAUGCAGCAUCAGCAGACUCAUCAGCAGCCGUAUCACCAUAGUCCCGCUCCGUCUGGCUAUCAGCAACCGCCCGGCCAACUAACCUUCCAGCAAAGCCCUCUCCAGGCGAACUUUCAGCAAUACAACCAUGUGACGCCUGCUUCGAUUCCGCGACCAAACUCAGCCGCAGCCAACCAUGGCUAUAUGCCGGGGAUACCACACUACUCGCAGUCGCAGCCGACUCAGGUACUCUACGAGCGCGCGCGCAUGGCGGCAUCUGCCAAGUCGUCGCCUAGCAGCCGCAAGUCUGGGUUGCCCAGCCAGCGUCGACCGUGGACGACGGAGGAGGAGAACGCAUUGAUGGCCGGGCUGGACCGGGUUAAGGGCCCGCACUGGAGUCAGAUACUUGCCAUGUUUGGCCCGGGAGGCACCAUCAGCGAAGCGCUGAAGGACCGCAACCAGGUUCAACUGAAGGACAAGGCGCGAAACCUGAAGCUGUUCUUCCUCAAGAGUGGCAUUGAAGUACCGUAUUACCUGAAGUUUGUGACGGGAGAGCUAAAGACGCGUGCGCCCGCGCAGGCAGCCAAACGCGAGGCCCGCGAACGGCAGAAGAAGCAGGGCGAAGAGGACAAGGCGCAUGUCGAAGGCAUCAAGGGCAUGAUGGCGCUUGCCGGUGCGCAUGCGCAGCCUGUUGGACUGGCACAUGGCCACGAUAUGUCGGCGUCGCCAAUGCCACCGGAUGCUGGAGCGCAUGCGGCGUUUGACCAGACAGCCGAGCAGAACCUGAUGCAGACGCUGGGCCAGGAGGUACAUGGUGAAGCUUUUGGACAGCAUCACCACCAUCAUCACCAUCACCAGCAUCAUCCGCAUCAUACCCACCAUCAAGACCAUGUUGAUCCCAACAUGCAUCUUGGACAAUAA